Lacerta agilis (Sand lizard) is the source of this 1399-nucleotide messenger RNA. RefSeq names its product NADH-cytochrome b5 reductase 3-like. NCBI's taxonomy places the organism in Eukaryota, Metazoa, Chordata, Lepidosauria, Squamata, Lacertidae. Bases 43 to 948 code for a protein of 301 amino acids. Gene Ontology annotation, molecular function: FAD binding; oxidoreductase activity. Gene Ontology annotation, cellular component: mitochondrion. The record is from RefSeq and is a predicted model, not a curated record. The transcript is spliced from 9 exons.
GUUGCAUCUGGUGGCUGAAGCGGCGGGACCCCGGUGGAAGCCAUGGGGGCGUAUCUGAGCACUUUGGGAAGAGUUGCGCUCUCUCCAGUAUACUUUGUGAUCAGCGUGAUCAUGAGAAUUUUCUCUAAGCCUCUGCCUCCCAUUACCCUGGAGAAUCCAGAUGUGAAAUAUGCUCUGCGACUGAUUGACAAAGAGGAGAUUAGUCAUGACACAAGAAAAUUCCGUUUUGCCUUACCAUCCCCAGAACACAUUCUAGGCCUUCCUGUUGGGCAGCACAUCUACCUCUCAGCAAGAAUUGAUGGGAAUCUGGUGAUCAGGCCCUACACACCAGUCACCAGCGAUGAUGACAAAGGUUAUGUGGAUCUUGUUGUGAAGAUAUAUUUCAAAGGAGUUCACCCAAAAUUCCCUGAAGGAGGGAAGAUGUCUCAGUACUUGGAAAACCUAAAAAUAAAUGACACGAUUGAGUUUCGUGGACCCAGUGGACUGCUUGUCUACCAGGGGAAAGGCGUAUUUGCUAUUCGUCCUGAAAAGAAAUCUGAACCGGUUCUUAAACAUGUCAAAUAUGUGGGGAUGAUAGCAGGUGGAACAGGAAUUACCCCCAUGUUGCAGCUCAUUCGGGCUAUCAUGAAGGAUGAAGAGGAUCCCACCAUUUGUCAUUUACUCUUUGCUAACCAGACUGAGAAUGACAUCCUGCUACGCCCAGAACUUGAGGAAGUGCAGGCUCAACAUUCAAACCGUUUUAAACUGUGGUACACGUUGGAUAGAGCACCUGAAAGUUGGGAUUACAGCCAAGGAUUUGUGAGUGAAGACAUGAUCAGGGACCACAUGCCCCCACCACAAGACGACGUUCUCAUCCUGAUGUGUGGCCCCCCUCCAAUGAUUCAGUAUGCUUGCAUUCCCAAUCUGGAUAAAUUGGGAUAUUCCAAAGAGAUGAGAUUUGCGUACUAAAGGGGAAUGGAGGCACGAUAAAAUCAGAAUGUGUAAGUGGGGAAAAGAAUGGAUGGGACAACAGGGAACAAGACUAAAGGCAGAAACAGUGCCUGAGGCAUAGAGGUGUGAAGCUGCAUUCAGAGAGACUGCCAAACUCUCUAUACAAGUUUGGUGUCUUCUUAUUAGUGACACGCUGAAAAUUCUGUAAUGGAUAUCUGUGUUGUAUAUGGUAUCUUUAGCUUCGCUAUGCUUAACAAAUCUGUUGUAAGGCCACUGGAUUAACUCUUUCACAAUAGAUAGGCAAAAUGUAGCCGGCCUCUUGCAUCACCAAAGAGUUUCUUGCCGAUAUAGCACGCGUGCGUGAUGUGCAACUGUCAAGCACGCUUAUGUGAAGGAAGAGUUUUCUUGUCACGAAGAUAUACAAUGAGCAGUUUAAGCAUAGCUGUAUUAAAUACACACUGAUCAAUAA